CGGAGGAGCUGGACAUUUCCGCUCAUGACAUUCAAGACAUCGCUAGCCCUUUAUUACUCGAACCUUUUGCGAGCCCGCUCCCAAGGCUAAGACGACUUGGUCGACCAGCCUUGCAUCAGAUACGCCUCGUCGGCACCUAAUCCAUAAUGGGAGACGCCAGUCUGCACAAAACUGCAAGUCCGGACUGGUCGGAUUCAUCAUCAGGAACGUCUAUCGACCAACCCAUCCACGCGCCGAAACCCGUGCGACCAAAGUUGCCGAGCCGCAAGAGCAGCGGCACCAUGAUUGUUCCCCGCGACUCCACAGACGUCGGGCCGGUUGAUGUGCACACCGGUCCGGACGACGUGAGGGCCAUGAGCCCGAGACGAACGAGCGAAGAUAUCCAAACCCUCGGCAAAGAGGCGAGGGCCGAGCUAGAAAGGCACGCCAAAGCAUUGCAGGACUCUCUAGUCACCCUCUUCAACCGAAUCGAGGCGGUAAAGGAAGAGCAUGACAAACUCGAUAGCCACAACAAGUUUCUCCAAAAGUAUAUCGGAGACUUGAUGUCGACUAGCAAGAUCACGUCUUCCAGCCGGAGCAAGAAAUGAGCAACGCUAUGCCGGAAGGCUUGGGAGGGAGGAAGGGGGGUCGGCCCGAAGGGGGAGGAGGUGAUGACGACAUCGAGAUGUUACGGCCGUACCAAUACAGCCACCUUGAACCAUACUAAA
This is a messenger RNA of Chaetomium fimeti, 707 nucleotides long. RefSeq lists its product as uncharacterized. The record is from RefSeq and is a predicted model, not a curated record. NCBI's taxonomy places the organism in Eukaryota, Fungi, Ascomycota, Sordariomycetes, Sordariales, Chaetomiaceae. Gene Ontology annotation, cellular component: trans-Golgi network. Bases 147 to 587 code for a protein of 146 amino acids. The transcript has 2 exons.